AUGCCUGCUAAAGAUACUAAAAUACACAAACCUACAGGCAAUGGUACAACCCAUAAAAUUAGAGAAUUAUUGAAUUUUACUGAUAGUAAAAAAUGGAAGAAAUUCAGUUCAAGAAGAUUAGAAUUAAUCGAUAAGUUUAAGUUGAGUGAGAAAAAGGCUAGUGAACAAGAUCAAAAUAUUAAAAGGAUAGCCAGUAUAUUACGAACUGAGUUCAAUUACCCUGUCAAUUCUCAAGUAGAAUUUGAAAAAUUAGUUACUGCCGCUGUUCAAAGUGUUAGAAGAAAUAGAAAAAGAUCAGUUAAGACAAAAAAGAGUAAGGGUAAGAUAACUGACAACAUAACUACUGGCACUAAUAAUAAUAAUUCCUCAUUCGGAUCCUCUGGGGAAGAUGAUUUGGAUAGUCAUACUAAUACCAGUAAUGUGGACAGUAGAGUUACUUCACCAAUUUUAUCCACCGUUAGUUGUAGUGUGAAUACCAGCAAGAACAAUGAUAGCAAGAACAAUGCAAAUACCAUUGAAACUACCAAAAUCAAUACCAUUUCACCUAUUCCAAAUAAUUCAGAGGUUUAUCAUCCCAAGCCAUUAAGGUUUGCAAUAACUGGAACUAAUAGCAACGAUGCCAGCACUAUGAAUAAUAAUAAUAUUUCUUCAUCUACUACUAUUAAUAAUAGUAAUGCAAGUAAUAAUCAUAGCCAAGGGCCAACUAAUAAUACUAAUGUACAUCAGAAAUACGAAGAAUUAAUGAAGUUAAUCAUUUCUGAUAUAGUUUAUAAUAGAAUUCCAUUGAAAGAACAAGAGAGGAGAGAAAAUUAUAGAAUUAAUUUCAAUACCAACCAUACCGGGUCUCAUAAUAAUCCCAUAUCCACUAAUAACAGUCACAAUUUUUAUCAUAACAGCUCAAUAAACAGUAAGCUGAAUAAUAACAUCCAUAGUUCUGUCCCUACUAGUACUACUAGCAAUACUAUUACCAACAAUGAUGAUAUGCCAAACUUGGAGUUUUUUGCAUUAUCUUCUCAAAAUUAUCAUCUACUACCACUGAUUAAACAACAACAAAAACAAAUUAAAAAGGCACACUCUAGUACAUCCGGUAAUAAUUCUUGUAGUUCCAAUGGUCCCACCAGCAUUAUGAAUUUAAACAAUCACGACGGAAUUCCGAUUUUCCUAAGAGAAAAGUUGAUAUUACAUGUUAAUAGAUCUAGAACUUGCCUAGAUAUAUGCACCAAGCAAGGCGGAUUGUUGGAUCUUUAUGGCAAUUUAAUUAAAUUAGGUCAAUCAUCAAUAUGUUCUUCGAUUUCUUUUGUGUUGGAAAGGUUUUUUUCAGAUUUACAAAUAUCUUCCAUUGACUACUUAUAUGAUAAAGUUAGCAACGACGAAAAUUUAUCCACCAUUGCAUCCAAAAUAUUCGGUCCUGCAACAAAUCAUAAUUUUUUUCAAUUACCUUCAGAUUAUCAAGUUAAGUUGUUUCAAUUGAUUUUCGGUGCUAUUAUUAAAGAUUUUGGAUUCGAUCCUUGUAUAUAUCCAUUGAGCGAAGUUUUCAAUGAUUAUAUUUUAAGACACUAUCCAUUAGUUUCACAUCGUACUUCUGCUACUUUUACCAGUAAUACCAGUAAUAACAAAACUGCUGUUACGAACAGCAUGAAAGCAUCCACCAUUUUGCAUUCUGUUUCUAUUAAGCCAUCGAUUGCCAAUCAGGAUGUUAAUAAAAAAGUCUUGUUGAAAUUCAAAAAUAAACAACAAGAGUUUACUUUCCAUCUGUUGAGCAAUGGUCCACCGACUAUCAAUGAAAUUUUGGAAAAUUCUACUCAAUUAUUCAAUAUUGUCUCUUUAAGUAAAAAUCUAUGUCUAUACCAUGAAACACCUGCUACCAACACCUCUGACAUAAAAUCAGAGAUUAUUAAAGAUGAUAUGGAGUUGGCUUCUAUAUUCAACCAAUUUACUUCUUCAAAAAUUAUUUUGGAAAUUAAAGAAUUGCACCCUCCGGCAAAAACCACCCUUAACCUCAGCACUAAUGCUGGUGGUACAGGUAAUGUUGACGGCUUGGCUAUUUUAAGCAGGGCAGCCUCGUCUCACCAAUUGGCCUCUGUGACCAAUACCAAUAACAAUGAUUUAUAUCCUAUCCCUUCUCCUAAUAUCCCGCCAACGGCUUCUACAAACAAUAAUACGAAAUUAAAUCCCCCAUCAAGAACGGUUUCUCCCAUUUCAGUGCUUGAUGAUAUUAUAUAUAGAAUGAAUACUCCAAUAUCGGUAACAACAAGUAAUUCAUCUUCACAUAGCAUUUCUUCCAGUUGUGCCAACGGCAAUCAUGAUACUGAUAGUGGCAAUAACAGUGGUUCUGACACUUUACAUGGUGACAUUAAUCAUGUUGUAAAAGGCACUAAUGCUAAGAUCACUUUACCGCCUGGUAUUAAGAGAAAUACCAGCUUAUUUGCCAACAAUAAUUUACCUAAACCUUCAUAUCAACCGCUACUAUAA
Messenger RNA from Saccharomycodes ludwigii, 2472 nucleotides. RefSeq lists its product as uncharacterized. The transcript has a single exon. The coding region runs from base 1 to 2472 and encodes 823 amino acids. Lineage: Eukaryota; Fungi; Ascomycota; Saccharomycetes; Saccharomycodales; Saccharomycodaceae. The record is from RefSeq and is a predicted model, not a curated record.